Panicum hallii is the source of this 3345-nucleotide messenger RNA. RefSeq lists its product as uncharacterized. Gene Ontology annotation, biological process: regulation of chromosome condensation. The transcript has 13 exons. The coding region runs from base 147 to 2810 and encodes 887 amino acids. Lineage: Eukaryota; Viridiplantae; Streptophyta; Magnoliopsida; Poales; Poaceae. The record is from RefSeq and is a predicted model, not a curated record.
CCCUUGCAAUUCCCAAAUCCGCAUCAGCCGCAACGCGAAGCAAACGCCCCGGACGGAACCCAAACCCACACCACACCCAAAUCUCCCUCCCUCCUUCCCUCGCCGUGCACGCGCAGGCGCAGCGCAUCGACGCCGCCGCGGGCGCCAUGAUCGUGCGCACGUACGGGCGCAGAUCCCGCUCCUUCUCCGACGGCGGGGGCGGGGUCUCGUCGUCGCAGGACGCGUUCGACUUCGACGCCGACGACGACGUGCUGGGGUCGUCGGCCUCGCAGCCGCUCCCGCUCCCGCCGUCGCAGGAGUCCUCCUCGAUGUGGGAAUUCGACGAGGACCCGCCCCCGUCGCCGCCGCAGCCCCGGCAGGAGGCGAGGCGGCGCGGGGCAAGAAGAGGAGGGUGGGAGCUCGCGGAGCCCCCCGCGGCGGCGCCGACGGCGACGCUGAUGGAGGCGGAGGAGUACGGGGAGAUGAUGGAGAGCGUGGACGAGGUCACGUUCGCGCUCGACGGCCUCCGCCCCGCCGCGCAGAGGCGGACGCGGCGGGCCAGCCUGCUCGCGCUGCUCGGGAUCUGCGCCUCCGCCGAGCGCCGCCGCGUGCUCCGGGUCCAGGGAUUGCUACAGCAAAUUAUCGAUGCUAUUUUGGUUCUGGACAUUGAUGAUCCUCCCUGCGCUAUUGCUGCAGGAGCUCUUUUAUUUGUUUUGGCAAGCGAUGUCCAAGACAAUAAUUUGCUGGAUUCAGAAACUUGUGUCCAUUUCCUUCUUAAGUUAUUAAAUCCUCCGGUGAAUGUGGUUGAUGCCAAAGCGCCAUCAAUAGGUUCCAAACUUCUUGGAAUCAGUAAAUUUCAAAUGCUUAAUGGUGCAAAUAAGGAUGCUGACUCUAGUUCGGAGGACAUACUUUCCAAAGUUGAAGAAAUCCUCUUAAGCUGCAAAGAGAUCAAGCCACUAGACAGUGAUGACAGGAGAACAGCAAGGCCAGAAUUGUGUUCAAAGUGGCUCGCUUUGUUGACAAUGGAAAAGGCUUGCUUGUCUGCUGUUGCAUUAGAGGAGACAUCUGACAUGGUGACCAGAGUUGGGGGAAAUUUCAAAGAAACAUUAAGGCAGUCAGGUGGUCUUGAUAAUAUCUUUAAUAUUAUGGUAAAUUGUCAUUCAGAACUGGAGAGACUUGUAAAGGAUACCUCCACUACAGCUGUGGAGCUAAAGGAAGGAACAUCUUUGCAAAGUGCCGCACUCCUCUUGAAAUGUUUUAAAAUUUUGGAGAAUGCCACAUUUCUAAGUGACAAUAACAAGACCCAUUUGCUCCGCAUGAGUCGUAAAUUGAGCCCUAAAUGCUCCUCACUUCCUUUUAUUGGUGUUGUUCUCAAUACUAUUGAAUUACUAUCAGCUCUUUCUCUCCUUCAGAACACUUCCACGGUUUCCAGAAAAGCAGAUCCGAAAUCUUCGAAAGUACGCUGCUCUGCAGACAGUAGAGGUGCAAAUUUAUUGAAUCAUCAUGGCAAGUGCAAGAACUCAGCGGAAAAAGGCCUUUUGCUGAAUCAAAGGCGCCAAAAUUGCCCGUCAUCCAAAUCUGAAGUUUCUCAUAUUACUAUCUCUUGUAGUAGUGAUGUCUGUGAGUCACAAAGGACGCUAGAUUGUUCUCCCUCAAUUUCGAGCAAUGGGGCAUCAAGUGGAUCAUUUGUCAAGAGACACAGCAACGGUGUUGGUUUGAAGCUCAAUGUAAGAAAGGAUCGUUCUAAAGCUAAUCCAAUCAGAGGCUCAGCUGGUUGGAUUUCUAUAAGAGCACAAACUUCUGGUGGGAACUCCAGAGAAAUGGCAAAAAAGCGCCGUCUAUCUGAAAAUACGGAUACGGAUUUGGGCAAUGGUGGUGAUGACCCGUUUGCAUUUGUUGAUGUUGAUCAAGAACCUUCAAAUUGGGAUAUGUUUGGUCCAAAAAGGAAAUCACCACAGAAGCGAGCAAAACGAGGUAAUGGAAAAGUGCUCGACGAUUGUGGGACUGCAGCAAUUGUAAGUCCUGAAUCAUGUCAACCUGAGGAUAUUUAUCAGUCAGCUACAACAUCUGAUUCCAAGGCUGAAGAUGAGUCCAGUCUUUUGGAAGAUUGCCUUUUGGCAUCGGUUAAGGUUCUUAUGAACUUGGCAAAUGACAACCCAUCUGGUUGCGAACAGAUUGCAUCAUGUGGUGGAAUUAAUACCAUGGCCUCCUUGAUCAUUAAGCAUUUCCCGUCAUUUGAUUUCUCCAUGAACAAGAACAAUCAACUGAAAGAAAGAGUGUCCUCUAAUCAAAACCUAUCGUCUUCCCAGAGCAGCAAGACACAACAACUCAAAACUAAGCAAUUGCGAGACCAUGAACUUGAUUUUCUGGUUGCUAUAUUGGGAUUGCUUGUCAACCUUGUGGAGAAAGAUAGCCUUAAUAGGAUUCGGCUUGCGAAUGCCCGUGUUUCUGUCAAAACAUCUCAAAAUCCAGAUAACGAAGAGGUACAGAGGGAUGUCAUACCCCUUCUCUGUUCAAUAUUCUUAGCGAGUCAAGGUUCAGGGGAAACUGCUGAAGCUAUAUCACCGGAUGAUGAGGAAUCUUUGUUGCAAGGGGCGCGUGAAGCUGAAAUGAUGAUUGUGGAGGCCUAUGCAGCACUUGUGCUUGCUUUUCUUUCAACAGAAAGUAUGAAGGUUAGAGAAGCCAUUACCAGUUGCCUUCCGGACAACAGCUUGAAGAUUCUUGUUCCUGUGCUGGAGAAAUUUGUGACAUUUCAUCUGCAGCUCAACAUGAUGUCUCGGGAGACGCACUCAUCCGUCACUGAAGUCAUCGAAAGAUGCAGACUAUCAUAGAAGUGCGAAGAGGCCCCCUGUACAGAUUAACUGGCCUCUUUGCAGCCAAAGCAAGCACACACAGGUGUUGCUCAUCACCUGGCCGGGGCGCGGUAGAUGGACACCGGAGGCUGACCUGCAGUGGGCUUGGGAGCUAACAGUGAUUUGAUUCUUUCCUUUGUGUCCCGCUGUUGUUUUGAUCCUGUUUUUAGUUUCUUCUUCUCCACCUCCCUCCAAAUCUUGUCGUUUCUCAUAUCGUAGGAAUAGCGCAUAUUUUGAGUGUAUAAUAACAAGCAUAGGGAAUGUAAUUGGUCUGUUUCAGUUGUCCUGCCUAGCCAUACAGUUUGUACUUUUAUCACAUGCAAUCAGUGACCACACAUGCCUGAUCUGGAAUCAGAAUGUAUCACAUGAUAUCCGUGUAAUUUUAGUUUGUGGCUGACCCCUUGGACUUCAAUCAGUGGAUAGUUCGUUAUGUGGCGUUUUGCAGCCGCAGAAAGUGGUGUGCCCAUAACAAUGUAACUGAAGGUACUAUUGAAGUCUUGUGUUUGUCUGGUUG